AUGCGAAUUCCUGAAAGUGAUAACCAAUCCAAUUUAUCCUCUUCAUAUGAUUUUGUACCAGAGGCAGGCCCGUCUUGCGUCACCUUGGCUAGUCAUUCCAAUGGAAUAAAUAAGGAGAAUGGGUGCUCUGCUCCGCUAUCAAAUGGCACUACUUCAAACGGAUCUUCAACAAUGGGGAAUGGCCUCGCCAAGCACAACUCAUCCAUUACGCGAGUGUCGCUGCCAGGCACCACCCUCUACGACGACCCAUAUCUUGAUCGUGAAGAGUUCGUGAGAUUAGUUAUUCAAAGUCUUAGAGACGUCGGGUAUAUAGAAUCUGCUGCCACUCUCGAAGCCGAGUCGGGGUACUCGUUAGAAGCACCAGAAGUGUCAGAAUUUCGGCAACAUAUCCUGCGUGGUGCCUGGUCCGAUGCAGAACAUUUGCUCAUUGAACUUGGGGUGACUGAUGCUGAAGCCCUUCUGGACGCCCGCUUUCUCAUUGGGAAACAGAAGUAUCUUGAAUUGCUUGAGGCGCGGAAAACGACCGCUGCGCUGCAGGUCCUGCGGAAUAAUCUGGCCCCGUAUAGUACCGGGUUGGACCAGGAAGAACUCCAUGCAUUAUCUAGCUUGAUGAUGUGUUCAGAUCCACAAGAUCUUCGUCGGCGCGCCUCUUGGGAUGGAGCGUCGGGAAACUCACGGCGACGACUUCUUGAAGAUCUACAACAUUAUAUACCUUCUUCGACCAUGAUUCCCCAGCGUCGUUUUUCUACGCUUCUCGCACAGUCGCGAGAAUACCAGCGACAACGCUGCCUCUACCACAACUCCCCUGUGGAUCCAUCUUCAUUCUCGCUAUUUAGUGAUCACACAUGCGACAAGGAAUCCUUCCCUCGAAUAACAACUACCAUCCUUGACGUCCAUUCAGACGAGGUGUGGAAUGUGGCCUGGAGUCACGAUGGUAAUCAUCUGGCGAGCGCAAGUAAAGACAAGACAGCUAUUAUUUGGCGCAUUGGGCUCGAGGCAGAACCAUCAUCCCGUGAUUGUACAGUAGAAUUCAUCUUACGUGAUCACCCAUAUCCUCUUGGUUGUUUGGCUUGGUCACUAGACGACUCUAUAUUAUUAACGUCUGCGGACCACCUCAUCUUGCUAUGGAACACGAAGACUGGAGUUUUGAUGAAGACGCUCGAGAAUCAUGCUGAGACGGUGUCUGCCUUGGUAUGGUUACCCGAUGGCUCAGGGUUUAUGUCUGGCAGCCUCGAUCGCAAGAUCAUAUUAUGGGAUAUGGAGGGCGAACCACGGGAAUCAUGGAAUGAUAUAGCCAUACGUGUCACUGAUGCUGCAGUGACUCCUGACAUGAGACGCUUGGUCGCUGUUGGGAUGGGAUACAACCCUCCCCCAACGUUGGGAACACUGACUCGUGCCAACAUCAGAGACGCAUCGCCGUCCCUUGUAUCUAAUGGCAACGGUAAUGCAGCGGGGCCGCGUCCGCCGGAGAAUCGAUUGAUUAUCUACGAUCUCAAGACGGGACAGAUUGAGCUAUCUUUGCACAUGGAGGGUGAACUUACUAGCGUGAAGAUCUCUGAAGAUUCCCGGUAUGCGUUAAUUAAUCACGCUCCAGAUGAAAUACAUCUGUGGGACCUGGAAGAGUUCAGGCUUGCCCGCAAGUUCACUGGGCAACGACAGGGUCACCAUGUCAUCCGCAGUUGCUUUGGUGGUAUCGAUGGCAACUUUGUCAUCAGUGGAAGUGAAGAUCGCAAUGUCUAUGUUUGGCAUCGCGACACAGGAACACUUCUAGAGGUACUGGAUGGUCAUGGCUUGGGAAGCGUGAAUUCCGUAGCCUGGAACCCCCGCAAUAAACGCAUGUUUGCAUCGUGUUCGGACGACAACACGAUACGUGUGUGGGAGUCACCUGUUUCCGCGGGUGAACUGCUUCGAGGCUUUAACAUCUCUGCAUUCGAGCCAGAGAUGAUUGGGAAGGGGAAGGGCAAAGUAAGGCAACCUUGGGUCCAUAACCAUGGAGGGUUAUAG
Suillus bovinus is the source of this 2004-nucleotide messenger RNA. RefSeq names its product WD40 repeat-like protein. Gene Ontology annotation, molecular function: protein binding. Gene Ontology annotation, cellular component: GID complex. NCBI's taxonomy places the organism in Eukaryota, Fungi, Basidiomycota, Agaricomycetes, Boletales, Suillaceae. The coding region runs from base 1 to 2004 and encodes 667 amino acids. The record is from RefSeq and is a predicted model, not a curated record. The transcript has 11 exons. Gene Ontology annotation, biological process: proteasome-mediated ubiquitin-dependent protein catabolic process.